AUUCUCACACCAGGUCACAGGUCACCUUGUGCCAGCAGGACUAUCUCACCCUGACCUUUGACCUUAUCACACAAUCACCAUGCGUCUCCUCCUUUCUCUGGCGUUCCUUGCUCUAGUUUUGGCGCAGGACCCGUAUGUGGUUCCCGAUGGCUAUAUUACUUCGAGAAUCGAAGACUACUGGUUUGAAUUCCAUGCUACCCACCACCUACUCCUGAUUGUGGGGAAGACGUGUCACAUCGUCCACGUUGACGCUAUCAUGGAGAGGCAGUUACGAAACAAAGAUGAAAGGGAAGCUCUUGAGGACGACCUGUACCUCAACUACGUCAAGCCGAACCUGCACGAGCACGCCUACACCUACAGCGAGCUCCGCAGUGAGUUCCACGACUUGUACGCCAACUUCCAGUGUAUCGGCAAAUACGUGUACAAGGUGGACUAUGUGCAUCCCUCCAGCGUCCCCUCAUCCUCUGGGCCAAUGGCCACUGCCCCGGACAGUGGAUUUUGAGGAACCUUACCUUGAAUUACCCGAAUAAACGAAGUCUGUCUCUCACUCUCUAAUAAACUACAAUUUAAAAAAA
Haliotis rufescens (red abalone) is the source of this 575-nucleotide messenger RNA. RefSeq lists its product as uncharacterized. The record is from RefSeq and is a predicted model, not a curated record. The transcript has 4 exons. The coding region runs from base 80 to 502 and encodes 140 amino acids. NCBI's taxonomy places the organism in Eukaryota, Metazoa, Mollusca, Gastropoda, Lepetellida, Haliotidae.